UAACAACUUCGAAGCGGACUGAGAAAAUGACAACAAACGAUGCGCUGGUCUGGAUAGACUGUGAGAUGACGGGUCUUGACCCGGAUCGUGAGGAGAUCAUUGAGAUCUUCUGCAUCAUCACCAAUGGCCAACUUGAGGUUAUGGACGAAGCUGGCUGGGGUACAGUGAUCCACCAGAGCAAGGAGAGGAUGGACCAAAUGGACGAAUGGUGCAUCAAGACUCACAAGAAGAGCGGCUUGACGGCUGCUGUUAUUGCCUCGACUGUAACGCCAGAGCAGGCGGCUGACGAGCUCCUCGCCUACAUUCAGAAAUACGUGCCGGAGAGACGAGCUAUACUUGCUGGCAACAGUGUGCACGCCGACCGGGCUUUUCUUAGGAAGGAGCCGUACAAGAAGGUGACCAGGCACUUGCAUCAUCGCAUCUUAGAUGUCAGCAGUCUCAAAGAGGCGGCGAAACGAUGGUGCCCACCAGAGGUAGCGCAGAAGGCACCUAUGAAAAGAGGUCUACAUCAGGCCAAGGACGACAUCUUGGAGAGCAUCGAGGAAGCCAGGUACUACAAGGAAGUCAUCUUCCAAAAGAAAGCUUGAGGUCGUAUCUCGGAAGAGAGCUGGAGCUACAGCUGAAUACUAGACAGGUUGUUGCAUGAGCUGAUAGUGUCGCAUGGCGGCUGGGCUACAUGAAAUAGUUGCAAAUAGAAUCCGCUCUAUUGCUUUGGGGAGCUCGCGUCAAUCGAAUCAGUGUCCGUAUGUCAGUGACACGAAAACAAGGUAAAUUAGAGCCGACAUGGGGUCUGUCUCCUUGCCUGCUUGCGUCGCACCACAACUCCCAUAUUUGAAGGCAAUAUCAGAAAACAACGGGAUCCAGGUGUAUGUAUCUCAAGGCCGCCGCGACAACCCCCUCCAGUCUUCCGUGGCGUUAUUAUGCAAGGUGCACGCAAUGGCAGAAGGUCGCAGAAUUAUUCGCCGCCACGUCCUUCGCCCAUGAGGUCACUCCACUACUUACC
Messenger RNA from Truncatella angustata, 1003 nucleotides. Its product is annotated as ribonuclease H-like domain-containing protein. Gene Ontology annotation, molecular function: 3'-5'-RNA exonuclease activity; nucleic acid binding. Lineage: Eukaryota; Fungi; Ascomycota; Sordariomycetes; Amphisphaeriales; Sporocadaceae. The record is from RefSeq and is a predicted model, not a curated record. The coding region runs from base 27 to 587 and encodes 186 amino acids. The transcript is spliced from 2 exons. Gene Ontology annotation, cellular component: mitochondrion.